Molecule: messenger RNA, 2484 nt
Organism: Drepanopeziza brunnea f. sp. 'multigermtubi' MB_m1
Lineage: Eukaryota; Fungi; Ascomycota; Leotiomycetes; Helotiales; Drepanopezizaceae
Biological process (GO): transmembrane transport
Cellular component (GO): plasma membrane
Molecular function (GO): sulfate transmembrane transporter activity
Source: RefSeq, a predicted model, not a curated record
AUGUCUCGAAGCUCGACUUCCCCUCAAGCCUCCUCGAGCAGCUCCUCUCGACACCCCUCGGUCAGCCAGUCUCAACACCAUGCCCCGGCCACACCGAGCGGUCUGCGGGAAUCGUCAACAUUGACCCAGUCGCCAGAAGGCGUGCGAGAUCCAGGCGAUACUCAGGAUGUCGGGAAGGCAGGGCCCAGCUCGGUGACAUCGCCGCUCACCUACCCUUCGCAACUCGACUACGAGCCUGACGCGGACGAGCAGAGCCUUGAUGGCAAGUCGCAGGGUAUAAAUAAGACUGGGAGCCAGGCCAUAACGGAGACUACGGCUCUCCUGAGGAAGCCUUUCGAGUACGUAGCUAGCACGCCUGCGCAUACCGAGCCAUGUAACCAUGGGACGUUCUCCCCCAGACUCGAGAGCCGGGCGGACAGCGUGAGGAGCGCGAACAGUGGAUUUGGCUUUGGAGGAUCCCCUCCGAGGAGAACGGACUCUGGAGAGGGCGCCGGAGGGGCAUACAGGAGCAUGUUUGCUGUCAUGAGGCCGAACAAGAAAAUGAGCACGACGAGUUAUCUGGCUGAGCGGCAUGGAAUCACGAAUACAAAAACGAUGUACCUGACUUAUUAUGUUCCCUUCUUUGCCUGGAUCCCACAAUACAGAUGGGUGCAUCUGCAGGGGGAUCUUGUGGCUGCCCUCACCAUGGCAUCUUUCUACUUGCCUAUGGCCCUUUCGUAUGCUGCGAAUCUUGCCCACAUACCGCCGAUCAAUGGAUUAUACUCGUUCGUCUUCAAUCCCUUCAUAUAUGCGAUACUUGGUAGCUGUCCACAGAUGGUGGUUGGUCCUGAGGCGGCUGGUAGUCUUUUGGUCGGCACCGUAGUAAGGUCCAGUGUGGAUAGUGGGAAAACACCAGAGGACGACGACGAAAUACAUGCCAGGAUUGCGGGAGUUGUGACGGGACUGGCCGGAGCAAUGAUUUUCAUCGCUGGCCUCACCCGGUUGGGAUUCCUGGACAGUGUUCUGAGUAGGCCUUUCUUGAGAGGCUUUAUUUCCGCCAUUGGAUUUGUCAUUAUGGCGGACCAGCUCAUCCCAGAGUUGGGGUUGGCGGAUCUGGCAGAGGAGAGUGGCGUAAGUCACGGCAGCAGUGUGGCCAAACUGGAAUUUCUGUUCGGAAACUUCCAGCAUGCCUCUAAGAUCACCGCGACUGUUGCAGGUGUGAGCUUCUUGAUUAUCAUGAUUUUCAGAGAAAUGAAGAAGCGAAUGCAACCUCGCUACCCUAACGUUGCGUACUUCCCAGAUCGCUUUCUUGUCGUUGUGUGUGCAGCGGUCUUGACCUGGCAAUUGCGAUGGGACGAGAAGGGACUCGAGAUCCUGGGGGAGGUCAAAACGAUUGCUGGGAGUCCGUUCACUUUCAGAUGGCCAUUCCAGAUCUCUCACAUGAAACAUAUCCAAGAAGCAAUGUCAACUUCAUUUCUAAUCGCCAUGCUCGGCUUCUUCGAAUCGUCCGUAGCUGCUAAGAGUCUCGGCGGUGGGGAUGGAAAGGAUGGGAUUCAGGGAAUCGCAUUGAGUGCUAAUCGCGAGCUUGUUGCGUUGGGUGUUGCGAACCUGGUUGGUGGAUGCUUCGGUGCUCUUCCUGCCUUUGGUGGCUACGGAAGAAGUAAAGUGAAUGCGAGUACCGGAGGCAAGACGCCGAUGAGCAGCGUUUUUCUGAGCAUAAUCACUGUUCUGUGUGUCUUGUUUCUGCUACCGGCAUUUCACUACCUUCCCAAAGCUGUUCUAAGCUCUAUGAUCACUGUCGUAGCAUGGUCUCUUAUAGAAGAAGCUCCACAUGAUAUCAUGUUCUUCAUCAAGAUCCGGGGAUACACGGAGCUUGGCCUGAUGAUCAUUAUCUUCGCAGCAACAAUCUUCUACUCUCUUACCUUGGGGAUGGCAAUCGGAGUAGGGCUGUCCCUCCUUUCCGUCAUCAAGCACAGCACCCGACCACGCAUCCAGAUCCUGGGCAGGAUACCAGGAACAAACCGCUUCGAAAACGCCGAAGACAAGCCUGAGGAUCACUUGGAGUUCAUCGAAGGCUGCUUGAUAGUUAAGAUUCCGGAGCCCUUGACAUUCGCCAACACUGGAGAACUGAAGAAUCGUCUCCGACGGCUUGAGCUUUACGGGACGACGAGUGCUCACCCAGCUCUACCUCGCGUGCGCUCCCCGGAGCACAACAAGAACGUCAUCUUCGACAUCCACGGUGUCACCGGGCUCGACGGCUCCGGAACGCAGGUCCUCGAAGAGAUCGUCCGCAAAUACCGAGACCGCGGCGUGCGAGUCUUCUUUUCCCGUGGGCCCGCGGAAGGGACGCCCAUCUACGAGCUGUUCCGCCGGAGCGGCAUCCUGGAGCUGUGCGGCGGCAAGGAUCACUUCGUCUCGGAUGUCGGCGAGGCGUUGAGGCUGACGGAAAUGGGUUCCGGAGGCGAUUUUGGUGGUGGGUAUGCCCAUUCUACCGGUGGUGAGUGA